Messenger RNA from Malurus melanocephalus (red-backed fairy wren), 1306 nucleotides. RefSeq names its product scaffold attachment factor B1-like. Gene Ontology annotation, molecular function: sequence-specific DNA binding. The transcript is spliced from 5 exons. Gene Ontology annotation, biological process: regulation of mRNA processing; regulation of transcription by RNA polymerase II. The coding region runs from base 23 to 724 and encodes 233 amino acids. Gene Ontology annotation, cellular component: nucleus. The record is from RefSeq and is a predicted model, not a curated record. NCBI's taxonomy places the organism in Eukaryota, Metazoa, Chordata, Aves, Passeriformes, Maluridae.
CCCACCGCCUCCCCGCCCGCGCAUGCGCACAGCGCGCUUUGUUCCCCCUCCCCUCGGCGUGUCUUGUUCCCCCACCAUUUUGUGCCGUGAUCGCAAGGUUCGCUGCUGGGUUGUGCCGCGCGCGCGUUCGGGCUCGAGGCGACACAGCGAAGGGGCCUUGAUGGCGGAGAGUCAAUCAGCGGCCGGACUGGGGGAUUUCACAUCCCUUGGCGGGGCCGCGGCUUUCGGUUCGGAACCUGAAACCCGGCGGCUGAGCGAGCUGCGAGUCAUCGACCUGCGGGCCGAGCUCAAGCGGCGUAACCUGGACAGCGGCGGCAACAAGAGCGUGCUGAUGGAGCGGCUGAGGAAGGCCAUUGAGGAGGAAGGAGGAGAUCCUGACGAAAUUCCCGUGGCCUCAGAGCUGACCACCAAAAGAAUGCCAAAAAGAACUAGUAAAGGAAGAAAACCAGAAGAAGAAGGUGUGGAAGACAAUGGUCUAGAAGAAAACUCUAGAGAUGGACAGGAGGAUAUUGAAGCAAAUCUGGAUACCUUGCAGGAUAUCGACAUGAUGGAUAUCAGUGUAUUAGAUGAAGCUGAAAUAGAUAACAGCAGUGCUGUGGACUGUGGAGAAGAUUAUAGUUCUGACAAUAUUCUCGAUUCUCUGUCUGAUAAUAAAGAUAAUGUUGAAGCAGAAAUGAAAGAGCUUCCUGAUCAGCUAACAGAAAAUGAGGUGGAGCUUGAGUGACUUCAGUUGUGCAUCCUGUUCAGUGGGGGGUGGCCAAACCUUGGAGGUGGGUGAGUGACACCAGUGCCACACCUGAGGUCACGUUUGGGCCACAGCUGUGCAUGUUGCUGGUUCCAACAAUAAGAAAUCUUUAUUUUGCUUUGAUUGACAGCUGCUCUGUGGCUUGUCAGCUCCAAGGUACCACAAAAUUCCCCCUUUUGCAAGGAUUUCAGCAGAGCCUGGCUGUGGUGUCUGCAUCCCAACAGACCAAUCAAACAUAGAAGUCUUGGAGAAAAUCUCCCCUUUCAUGGAACUGAACACAGAGUCAUUGCAACAACACUCACUUCACCUGAAAGGCAAUUUUGUGGGGAUCUACAAAUUAACCUUACGUAACCAAUGAGUUGUGGUUGCAUCUUACUCUUGGCUCUUUAAGGGAGGAAGAUUUUUGGGAUAUGUUUUCCUUUUGGAAAAGUGGAAACCUAAGUCGGCAUUUCUAACUUGUUUCUUUCAUUUAGAAAGUAAAGUUAAAAAGUAGAAAAAUGAAAAAAACAUGUUCAGUAACCACAGAAAUGUGAAAUAAGAUUCUUAACUUUGAAGUAGACA